CUCGUCGCCGCAGUACUUGACUCAACCGUUCAAGCACCUCAUUCCUCAGUUCAAACUCCUCAGUUCAAACAGACAACAUGAAGUUCACCACUCUUUCCGCUACCCUCCUCACUCUCGGCCUUGGAGCUGAUAUAGCUGCCGCCGCGUGCUGCGACGUCAAAGUCUGUGAUGACUUUAACCUCAAGGGCAAUUGCAAGAAUGAUUGCUACCCUUAUCUCAAGACGGUCAAUAUCAACAAAAGCGGACUUCGCUCAUCAAUCGCUUCUGGGAAGACUGACAAGGACUGCUUUUGUACCUUCGGCAAGGACAGUCAAUCCUGCAUGUUAGUCGAUGACAAGAGCAAAAACGCCCCUAAUCAUUGCCUUACCGGUAUCAACAAAUUGUACUGCUCACGUAAUUAAAGUUAACUCAGUUGAGCCAACUUCAUCUUGAGAAAUCAUUAAGGGAGAUGCAAUGACUCAGACGUAUUGAGGUGCAUGUUGGGGGUUUAGAAGAGACUGAUCUCCGCUUAAAUUUGAUACAACUAAACAAAAGACAAAGUUGAUUUGUAUGAGCUUAGGCUUCAAGAAUAACUAUUGUCCCUGACUUU
Molecule: messenger RNA, 589 nt
Organism: Fusarium oxysporum Fo47
Lineage: Eukaryota; Fungi; Ascomycota; Sordariomycetes; Hypocreales; Nectriaceae
Exons: 2
Coding region: 78-401 (107 amino acids)
Source: RefSeq, a predicted model, not a curated record